AUGGUGGAUCCUCUGCCCCCCCCCGAAAAACACUGCUUAGAAGGGGGUGUCUCGCGCCUUUGGGGGGCUCCCAGGUGCGUGGGGGAUGCUGGGGAGGAGCAGGUAAAUUUGGGGUGCCCCCCCCCCCGCAGGCUCCAGCUGGUCGGAGGGAGGGAGGGAGGCAGAUCGGGAGGCGGCGCCGGGCGCUGUUUGCCCGAGGAGGCGGGAGGGGGGCGUCUCCCCUGGCCUGGCCCACCCAGGGCGCGGAACUCCCCGUCUUGACGCUCCGGGAGACCCGGGAGAGCGAGAGAGGCGCGGGCAGGUGAGCAGGGACCCAGGGGAGACCCCACCGCGGGCCCAAAGGGAAGGAAACGGGGGGGGGGGAGUGGGGAGAAGCAGGCCAGCAAGGGGGGGGGGGAGAGCCCUGAAGGCAGAACCCCGCCCUUUGCAAAUGUGAAAGGGGUUUUGUAAAAAAUUUUUUUUUGGGGGGGAGACAAGAGAUCAGGCAUGCUUUGAGGUUUUCUCUGUGCCCCCUACCUGAUUCUCCUCUGCAAUACUCUGUGUUUGCAGGGGGUGACAAUGGGGGGCAGGGAGAGCACCCCCCCCAUUCCACAUGCCCCCCCUCACGUCUCGCUUUCUGCCUCAGGAUCUGACAGGAUGGGGUCAAAGUUUCCCAGCUGCUUCCCCCGGGGAAGGCGCUCCCGGCGCCACAGCAAGACGGAGCAGAAGGAGCCCCCCACAGGUAAGCAGAGCCCCCCAAGUCCCUUGCACUCCCCCUUGGGCGACUUCUCCCUGCCCUAGAGGCAGCCCACCCCCCAGGUCAGGGGCGUGGGGAUCCCUUGCCCCUUUGCCAGAGAGCUGACCCGGCCCCUCCAUCCCAGGUUCCCUCCCUUGGGUGCCUUUUGGGAGAAUCACCAAAUUGUAGGGUUGGGACCCCAGGCGGUCAUCCAGACCAACCCCCUGGAGAGCAGGGGUUGCAAACUCUGUCUGAGCCUCUCUUCUUCCUUCUCCACCUGCAGCAGCCGCUUCCUCCUCCUCCUCGGACGCCCCCGAAGCCGCAGCGCCGCGGACACGCUCCACGCCGUCCACCAGCAGCGAGACCGACUCCCAGAGUGGAAGGGCCUACUUCAGCGGAAAGGCCAGGGUCUCCUUCCGCCACCAGCUGGACUCUGAGAGGGAAGUAACCAGCUGA
Messenger RNA from Podarcis lilfordi (Lilford's wall lizard), 1171 nucleotides. Lineage: Eukaryota; Metazoa; Chordata; Lepidosauria; Squamata; Lacertidae. The record is from the annotation of a GenBank genome assembly.